This is a messenger RNA of Drosophila melanogaster (fruit fly), 1321 nucleotides long. RefSeq lists its product as uncharacterized. NCBI's taxonomy places the organism in Eukaryota, Metazoa, Arthropoda, Insecta, Diptera, Drosophilidae. The coding region runs from base 47 to 898 and encodes 283 amino acids. Gene Ontology annotation, molecular function: carbohydrate binding. The transcript has a single exon. Gene Ontology annotation, cellular component: extracellular region. The record is from RefSeq and is marked reviewed.
UCAGUAUCAGUUCUUUAUCAAGCUUCAACCUCAGUGGUUGUCCAAAAUGUUUAGCUCUACGAGAAUUAUUUUGUGCGCAUUUCUAUUGCUGUAUCCUUACGGAUCCCUGAUAGAAGCCCAGGAGGGCAGGCGCUAUGUGUGUCUAUUAUCAGAUCCUCCCAAUCAGUGCAGUGAAUAUUGCGUAUCCGCACUGCAGCCGGUCAUCGAUCACCUUUCGAAGGAGCAACAGGACUGGGGAGCCUGCGAGGUGAAACUUAAUGGAAGCGUCGCGAAACUGGAUAAGAUCGAAGACCAGUUGACGGCGACACAAAUCCAAAUAGAAGCCCAGCAAGCAUUCCUUGUGAACAACAUUUCGAAGGCAAUCAAAACCGAGGACCUUGAGCAAAAACUAAAGGAUAUCGAAGGCAAUCAGACAGCGCUGAGUAAUCAGUUGAAAGAUGGACAGAAGAGGACGGAAAACCAGUUGACAGCCAUCCAGAAGACUCUAUCCGAUAUCGAAAGGAAACUCGUGCUGCAGAGAUAUCAACAGAUAGGAUCGAGAUAUUUCUACAUCGAACACAACUUACAGGUGAACUGGAGGACCGCCGAGCAGAGGUGCAUUGAAAUGGGCGGCCACCUCGCAGCAUUCCAAAAUGCCGAGGAAUACAACGCCAUAGUGGGCCAAUUGAACAAGGCGAACUACUGGCUGGGUGUCAACGAUCUGGCCAAGCAGGGCGAGUUUAUAUCCUUGGCCUCCGGCAAACGAGCUACCUACUUCAAGUGGCGCAAAAAUGAACCCAAAUACAAUAAUCCUACCCAGCACUGCGCCUACGUUUUUGGGCACGAAAACAUUAUGAUCGUUCUGUCCUGUACCACUGACGUUAUGCAUUUCAUUUGCCAAUCAGACAGUGAUGUUUAGUUUUAAAGUAUCAACACAUGUAUGAAUGAAUAUUACAACAAAACCACAAAUACUAUAAUUCACUUUACUGCAUUUGAUGCAAAAAUUGAUGGGAACAUUUAAUAACGCUUUUAGCAAUAAUUUUUCUUUGUGAGAGGGUUUAAGGGCAAUUUUUUUUGACAACAAGUGAUUGCCACAGAUAGGAAAUUAUUUCGUUUCAAAUUGUCAAAAAAGUCGACAUGGCGCCGUAAAUAAAUUGGCUGAAAUGAGUAAUAGGCUUAAGAGAUUGCUGUUAUCGAAUUUAUUUUAUUUGUUUUUCUGGUUUUGGUUCCCCGCACGUCGUAAAUUAAGAUUGAUUCCUCGUUAAGAUUAUUAAAUUUAUCGUACUCGACAAGCACUCUUUAUAAGCAACAAAUGAAUAAAGAAAUUUUCGACUUUAAUCAC